AUGGACGACACCGCGCGCACAGAAUACCCGUCCAUGCUUGGAUCCCUCCAGCCGACCCAAGCUGUCCACGUCCUGACCGAGCGAGUAAAGCGGAUAAACAAGAUCAAUGGCGAAAUCGCAGAAUGGCUCCAGGAACGCCGCAAGGUGGAGGAGCAAUACGUCUUGAGCCUCCGCAAGCUACUCCAGUUCAAGGUUCCCAACGCCCAGUCCGAGCUCGGCGUCUUCCAGGCGCCAUGGGACAAGAUCCUCCAGGCCGUCGAUGCAACCGCGCAGUCACACCACCAGCUCGCCGCCAACAUUGACAGGGACGUCGAGGCACCAUUGCGCGCUUUCGGGACCAAGCCGGAGAUGCAGGACAUGAUCGCCACCUCUGGCAACCUCGCCAGCAUGGCGCGCGACCUGGACGAAGCACAGAAGAAGGUCGAGACGUUGGGGAAGAAAGGCACAAAGGGCAAUGCGCAGAAACUCGAGGCCGCCCUGUCCAAACUGAACUCGUCGACGCAACAGUGGGACUCGUCGGCGCCCUUCAUCUUCGAAUCGCUCCAGGCCCUCGACGAGCAGCGCGUCAACCAGCUGCGCGAUCUCUUGACCCAAUACCAGACGCACGAAAGCGACCAGGCCCAACGCAGCCAGGCGACGGCCGCCGAGACGCUGGCCUCCAUGCUGGAGAUCAGCACCGAACUCGAGAUUGCCAGCUUCCAGGAGCGCGCCACGGCCGGAAGGCCGAGGCUGGAGAAGAGGCCGUCGACACGGCAGACUUCGCAUACCGCAGGCGGCCACAGCCAGAGUCAGAGCCUAGCACCACCGAACCACAGCCAGAUGGCCGAUGACACGACAAGCGAGCGAUCUGUGCCUGUCGAGCAUAGGCCGCCACCACCACCCGAGCCCAGGCAAGAGACGAAGCAGGAUGGCAAGACAGAAUCAAAGCUGCGCAGUCGCAUUGGCACGAUGCUUGGCCGCCGACGGCAAAGCGUUCACAGCGGCUUCGGGUCGCUCUCCCCUGGAAAGUCUGGAUCCUUUGGGCGCACGGGUAGCAGCCAUGGCCGACCAGGACUGUCGCCUAGAACAUCGUCAAGCAACCUUGGGGAAGCAAACAACCGCUUGUCCAUGCUACCCGAAUCACCGAGCGCGCCGAGCUCCCAACCGAACCCGCCGCAGACGAUCCGUGAAUCGGAUGAGCAGUCUCCGCAUGAGGGUACCAACGGCGUUGCCGAGACCACUGGUCAGGCAGCACUCAGCCGAACAUCAUCAGCCGCGGUCAACGGCGCAGACACCGUCGAUGUGUCAGACGUCCCUCCUCCUCCAGGACCGCCGCCUUCGCAGCUGCGGGAGACGGAGAACAAGGAUGCUGAAGGUUUCACCGUCCCCCCGCCAGCGACGGAUCCCAUCUCCCAAGCGCAACGGGAAGCAGCCGAGGACAAUGAACAAAUGUUCAAGCUCAACAUCCAGAGCUCGCCGAUCCAGGAAGAAGAUCCUGAAGAGAGCCAAGCUGCUAUAACCAACGUCGCCAGCACCCUAGGCAAGAUGAGCGCGCCAACACGAAAGAUGGGUACUGUGAGGGGCAGGCGGGAUGUUAGGAACACCAUCUACGUCCCCGCACCGCCUGGCCGGGAUCUCACGAACGAGAAUCCCUUCCCAUCGUCGCCGCCGCUGGUCAGCCAAACGUCUCGUCCCUCGGCCGUAGCCACACUGGCUUCCGAGGCGAGCAUCGCUGCCACAUCUGACACGCAGUCCAUUCGUUCGGCCAACUCGCUCAGCAGCCUUGCUCACCAGAAGCACCCCGAAAUGACCGGCCCUGGCCUCAACUCGUCCAUCAUCGAGACCGUGACAGCGUCCUUCGAGGAUGGAGUGGUGAAGAGUGCCAAGAUUAGCGGCGAGAUCGCCUUCUCCUAUCACGGCGACUCGGAUGCGCCAGAAUCUGAGAGCAUUCGUAUCAACAACUUCCCCAACCUCGAAGUCAUUGGACCGAACCGCAUCUUUGUUCACAACGUGUCCCCUGAACAGCCCGAUCAGUUCACACUAAACCUAUCUCACCUGAACAAGACGGCCACAGCUUUCACCUAUCGUGUUCACGAUAUUGCCGGCUCGGACGCGCCGUCCCUUGCGGAGCAUGCACCACUGCUUCUGCGCCCCGUCAAGGUGUCGGGCCCUGUGACGCUUCACAAUGUCGUGUUCGUCGUCACGUAUGAGGGUGCGCGCGCGUCCGGGGCGCAGACCAAGCCUUCCGGUACCCACCUCAAAGAGAAGCAGCUCGUCUACUGGCGUCUCCCCGAGCUCACCCUGACCUCCGAGGUGCACAAGAUCGUCUGCCGUAUCGUCGGAGCCGAGAACGGGGAACCAAAGCCGGGCCACGUCGAAGCUCGAUGGGAGUACACUCCUGCUGAAGGCACCGCCCUCGGCAGCGGCAUCUCCGUGUCCAGACUUGAGGAGUCGAAGGGCAAGGGCAAGGACGUCGCGGCCACAGAAGAUGACCCUUUUGCCGACGAAGAACUUAACUCGCCUGCCCUGCCUGCUGACCAGAGGUGGGUCGACGUGCCACUUGCGCGAAAGGUCGUCAGUGGAAGGUACGAGGCCAAGUGA
This is a messenger RNA of Verticillium alfalfae VaMs.102, 2580 nucleotides long. RefSeq lists its product as hypothetical. Lineage: Eukaryota; Fungi; Ascomycota; Sordariomycetes; Glomerellales; Plectosphaerellaceae. Gene Ontology annotation, biological process: septin cytoskeleton organization. The transcript is spliced from 7 exons. Gene Ontology annotation, cellular component: cytoplasm; endocytic vesicle; cell division site. The record is from RefSeq and is a predicted model, not a curated record. The coding region runs from base 1 to 2580 and encodes 859 amino acids.